Cladophialophora psammophila CBS 110553 is the source of this 462-nucleotide messenger RNA. RefSeq lists its product as uncharacterized. The record is from RefSeq and is a predicted model, not a curated record. Bases 1 to 462 code for a protein of 153 amino acids. The transcript has a single exon. NCBI's taxonomy places the organism in Eukaryota, Fungi, Ascomycota, Eurotiomycetes, Chaetothyriales, Herpotrichiellaceae.
AUGGCGAGUAUCUCAAUCGACGCAGACACUACCAUACAGAAGGUAAUUGACCCAAUGCUGUCAAUACCGCUAUUCAGUCUUAGUUUUCCCGACGACAAGAACCAAUCCAACCUUUAUCCUAGAGAAGCGCCGAUCACAGAGUCUGAGAAUUCUGCUAUUUCCAUGCUGAUGAGCCAACUCUCAAGUAAACCAGAAAAUACUCGAAUCCCGAAGAUCACCACUGGAUCAAGACUCGCAUUCGAGAUCAUCCUAACUUCUGCGGACACGUUCGUCGUUAAUUAUCUCCCGAGCAGUGACUUGAAAGCAGAUGUCCGAACCGUCGCAGGAGACCAUGCUGCAAUGUCAAAAAUCUGCGCAGAUUUUGAAGCAGCUGUUCCACACGUAGCAAACCAGAGACAACAUGAUCUUCUUACACAAUACAUCGAGAGCUUUCGAACAGGGAGUCUCGAUGCAUAUCGUUAG